GCGUCGUCAACGCCAGCACCGCCGACGCCAUGUUUGCUGUAUACUCGCUUCCGGUCUCACAAAGCUUCUGCUUCCGCUAUCGGGGGAUUUACUUCCGGGUCCUGCGUGGCAAUUCAAAGAGAAGCGGGAGAAGCUGCAGAGAAUUAAUUUGAUAGCGCGUAUUAAUGGCUCUAAAGAAGUCAUCCGUCUCCCUGGACUCUUCCAGUGAUGCUGAGGAGCUGCCGGUAUUUACCUUUCUGAAGAAGGAACCAUGUUCAACAGAGAGGAGGCAGCCCCCGAGGGAGGAGAAGAUCGUAGUGGUUCACACCUCCGAUUCUGAGGCCUCCUGUCCCCCAUCACCAAGGUGGAAAGAUCCACCACCCGCCCCAGACACAGCUGACACCAUCACAGCAGCACAGCCGGUCAGGGUGCUGAGCAGUGGAAGUGAGGAGGAGGAGGAACUCAUUCCCCUGGCUGAGAGGCUUGCAUGUAAGUUUUUGACCCACAAGCGGCUGAGCCCUGAGGAUCCUAACUCCCCAGUUAAAAGCGUUUCGGAUCAUCAGAAUACCGAAGGAGCCUCACGUGCCUGGGAAAAACUCUUUCCAAAGAUCUGUGACGUGCCCCUCCAAGACCCCUCAGAAAGGUGUACAUUGAAUAACACGGACUCUACGGGAGACAGUCCACGCCCUCAGGUUCCAGCCUCCCAAGCCACCUGCCCUCUCCGGAGCUUCAGCUCAUCAGUAACCAAACCAAAUGCUGAGGCCCGCCCAGCUCAGAAGAGAACCAAGCACAGUCCGAAGGUCCAGCGGAGAGGCUCCCCGGGACGAGCACGCCGGAAGGAAAGCACCCGGAGACCACCGCCAAGGGACAAAGAGGCAGCACCGGCUAACAGACCAAAAGCCCUGAGGCCCGAGGAAUGCUUAAAGCACGUCGCUGUGGCGCUGGACCCAGAGCUCUUACAGAUGGAAGGCGGGGGCCAGCUGCUCGGAGCGCUGCAGGCCAUGGAGUGCCGCUGUGUGAUCGAGGCGCAGGCCGUGCCUCGCAGCCUCGCCUGGAGGAGGAGGGCCUGGCCGGCUGCGGAUGGAGAGGAGGCCUGGGUGGAGGAGCCGAUGGUCCUGGUGCUGCUUCCGGCAGAGGCGUUUGUCUCCAUGAUCCACAACUUCAAGCAGGGAGGUCCAGGCAGCACUGAGAGAGGGAAGGAAACGCUUCGGAGCUUUGUCACAGACAUCACGUUAAGAACAGCGGGAAAAGCUCUGUCACUGGUGAUUGUGGAUCAGGAGAGACGCUUCAGUGCUCCACAUCCUCCAAGGAGAAGGAAACAGGGAGUGGCAAACGGAGAACAGGCCAAGGAGAAGAAGAAACAUAGACCACCAGAGGCCAACUCAGGGCCCACGGUGUCCAGGGUAGACAUGGAGGAGGCGUUGGUGGACCUGCAGCUACAUACACACGCCCAGGCUCGAGUUGUGCAAAGCUGGAAAGAGCUGGCCGACUUCGCGUGCUCGUUCACGAAGGCCGUGGCUGAGGCGCCCUUCAAGAAACUUCGAGAUCAAACUAAUUUCUCCUUCUGCCCGGAGAGUGACUGGGCUGGAGGGGCGAAGGUGGACCGCGCUGGCAGGGGCCUUGCUCAGGUCUGGCGGCGGCAGAUUCAGCAGCUGAACCGAGUCAGCCUGGAAAUGGCCAGUGCUAUUGUGGCCGCCUAUCCCUCCCCACAGCUCCUGGUCCAGGCUUACAGGCGGUGCUUCUCAGAGCCAGAACGCCAGAAUCUGCUUGCAGACAUACAGGUACGCCGUGGAGAAGGCGUGACAUCUACCUCCCGCCGCAUUGGACCGGAUCUGUCCAGGCGUCUCUGCCUUCAGAUGACCACAUUGCAGCCAGAUCUCUCUUUAGACGGUGCAGACUGAAGCUAGCCCCAAGGGACAGGGUGAAAAGCUGGAGAUUCCUGCCUCGGGACAUGACCAAUGAAGAGAGGGAAGUGUCUCCUGGAGCACAAGCCUAGGUCAGGCCCACACCAGGCUCCUUCUUGGGCGCCAUUGUGGAAGUCUCCCUACUUACCAGCUGGCUGAGAUAUUUGCCGUUUUCUUCACCAGCAUUCGUUUUGCCUCUUGGCAAAAAUCAAGUGCCAUGCAUAAGCCACCCCUGCCCCAGCCAGCCCUCAAAAUACAAAGGAACACAGACAGACCAUUCAGACACGUAUUUAAUAGUUGUAGAAAUCCAAAAGAACCUCAACAUCAAGGCUUGAGAUCAUGAGUGAAGUGCCCUCGGUGGGUUGGCUUUGCUAAGCUGGUUGUCCAGCCCUGUUGGCCCACGGAGGCUGCCUCAACCAGCCAGGGAACGGGUCUGAUACUGUGCGGACUUCUGUAUUCUCAGUCUUUUCUUAUGUACUAUGUGUUUAGUUUCAAUAAAGCAUUUGUACCAGUG
Molecule: messenger RNA, 2397 nt
Organism: Pipistrellus kuhlii (Kuhl's pipistrelle)
Lineage: Eukaryota; Metazoa; Chordata; Mammalia; Chiroptera; Vespertilionidae
Gene: EME1
Product: essential meiotic structure-specific endonuclease 1
Exons: 9
Coding region: 165-1880 (571 amino acids)
Biological process (GO): double-strand break repair; mitotic intra-S DNA damage checkpoint signaling; replication fork processing
Cellular component (GO): nucleus; Holliday junction resolvase complex
Molecular function (GO): DNA binding; nuclease activity
Source: RefSeq, a predicted model, not a curated record